AUGCAUGGAUCUGACUUAUAUUCAUUGUUUUUACAAGGAAAAUUAAAUUUACAUGAAUGUACUGUUAAAUCUCAAGACCCAACUAUUCCAUUUGUUUUACAAUUAAAGAAAUGUAUUGACAUUUAUAAGAAAAUAUUAGAUAUUGAUAAAGCAAAGGAAGCAGAGAAACUAAAACAAAAAAUGGAAGAAAUGAAUAAACCAAAGGCAGCUGAACCUAUCUAUAAAGAACAAGCAAAUGAAGAACUAUUUGACCCAUUAGCAGGAAUAGAUGAAUAA
Molecule: messenger RNA, 276 nt
Organism: Entamoeba nuttalli P19
Lineage: Eukaryota; Evosea; Mastigamoebida; Endamoebidae
Exons: 2
Coding region: 1-276 (91 amino acids)
Source: RefSeq, a predicted model, not a curated record